Eucalyptus grandis is the source of this 1072-nucleotide messenger RNA. RefSeq names its product zinc transporter 1. Lineage: Eukaryota; Viridiplantae; Streptophyta; Magnoliopsida; Myrtales; Myrtaceae. Gene Ontology annotation, molecular function: zinc ion transmembrane transporter activity. Gene Ontology annotation, cellular component: plasma membrane. The record is from RefSeq and is a predicted model, not a curated record. Bases 32 to 1072 code for a protein of 346 amino acids. The transcript is spliced from 3 exons. Gene Ontology annotation, biological process: zinc ion transmembrane transport.
UGAGCACAAAUUUCUUGUUCAAUCUCAAGUCAUGAGGCUUUUGUGCCUGCUCAUAUUGAUCCCGGUUGUCCUCGGCGAUUGCGCAUGCGAGACCGAUAGUGAGGACCGCAACAAGGGCCAGGCCCUCAAGUACAAGCUAGCUGCAAUAGCCUCGAUCCUCGUGGCAGGCGCGAUCGGGGUGUGCCUCCCGAUCCUCGGGAAGACGGUCCCGGCUUUGCACCCCGAGAGAAAUAUUUUUUUCAUCAUCAAGGCCUUUGCGGCCGGGGUGAUACUGUCCACCGGAUUCAUACACGUCCUUCCGGAUGCCUUCGAGAGCUUGACCUCACCAUGCCUGGGCAAGACCCCGUGGGGGGAAUUCCCAUUCGCAGGGUUCGUGGCGAUGAUCGCCGCCCUCGGGACAUUGAUAGUGGACUCUCUCGCGACUUCUUAUUACAAGAAGUCUCACAUCGACAAGGCCAUGUUGGACAACUAUGUCGAAGAUGAAGAGAAGGCCAGAGAAAACCAUGGUCACGUACACGUGCACGCACAUGCCUCUAAUGGCCAUUCUCACGGGCCGAAGUUGACAGACUCAGACGUGAACUCCUCAGAUCUCCUGCGGCAUAGAGUAGUGUCUCAGGUGCUAGAGUUGGGGAUUGUGGUGCGCUCGGUGAUAAUAGGGAUCUCGUUGGGAGCUUCGGAGAGUCCUAAGACAAUUAGGCCUCUUGUUGCUGCCUUGACCUUUCACCAAUUCUUUGAAGGCAUGGGCCUCGGUGGAUGCAUCACUCUGGCAAAGUUUGAGACUCGGGCAAGCGCAAUCAUGGCAAUGUUUUUCUCCCUCACAACCCCAGUUGGGGUUGCUAUAGGAUUGGGACUCACCAGUGUGUAUGACGAGAACAGCCCAAAGGCGCUCGUUGUGGAGGGCAUCUUCAAUGCUGCAUCUGCAGGGAUAUUAAUUUACAUGGCCCUGGUCGAUUUUCUUGCUGCUGACUUCAUGAGCCCUAAGUUGCAGAACAACGGGAGGCUCCUGUUUGGAACCUAUGUAGCUCUCCUUCUCGGUGCUGGUUGUAUGUCUCUUUUGGCCAGAUGGGCUUGA